Molecule: messenger RNA, 4676 nt
Organism: Thermothelomyces thermophilus ATCC 42464
Lineage: Eukaryota; Fungi; Ascomycota; Sordariomycetes; Sordariales; Chaetomiaceae
Exons: 3
Coding region: 623-4294 (1223 amino acids)
Source: RefSeq, a predicted model, not a curated record
UUUCUGUUCCCUGACUUUCCGUUUUGGGCUCGUUUGCGACGCGAUGGUGCCGCUUCAAUCUGAUUCUAACUCGUCCUGAUGCACCCGUAGGGGCCGACGACUCAACGAGCUCAACAUCCCGGCGCGUCGCAAGGCUCUGUUCAAUACCCAGCGGCUUCGUGCGAUAUUCGAUGCGACAACGGCCGAGAACUUUCCAUCCACAUCAUCACCUAAGUUGACAGAAAAUGGGCCGCGCUCGUGGGAUUCCCCCGGCACCUAUCCUGACGGAACGCCUGCGGAUUUCGGGACCUCGGCGAAAGCCUCAGCACCAAGUGCCUUAGUUGAGCCGUUGCCAGCUGGCCAGGGCGCCCAUUCUGGCACUUCGCUGCCGCCAGACUCGGUUGCCAAAGCACAGAACGGGGGCAUCGAAAGGUCUUCAGUGAACGUUGCACCGAGCCAUCCAGCAAUCCGAGACAAAUAUAAUGGCGCCUUUGGUACGCACGAGCCUGCCGAUAGCAGCACAGCUGUGGCGAUUCCACCUCCGCCGCCGCAAGUCACACCUACUCCACCCCAGGUUCCUCGCAUCGAUGUACAAGUGGCUCAGGCCGACGACCGGGGCUCGCUGCAAGUGGGAGCCCGCGACAUGCGAGCCUCGGGGGAUGCCGGAGGUGCCACUCUUACCCAAAAUCCGUCUACUGUAGACCCUGCCCGCCAGCCAGAUUUGCUGUCCUCGCCUGAUUCCACUGCCCAGUCAAUGUUAACCCCGGCCGUGCACGAUGCGUCGGCCAACACGAGUCCCAACAGUGACGCACCGCAAGACUUGGAAAGCGGCGUGGAGACUCCCAAGGAGAAAACAGGGGGGCACGGGACAGAGAAGGAGGACCUUAAUGAGGCGGCGCAGGAAUCAACCUUGGGUAUUGGCGAUACCCACGAGCAGCAUGAUGGCACGGCCGCUGCACGGGUUGGUAGGCAUCUGCCUGAUAAGGUGCAACCCAGUGUAUCGGCUGGCUCCUCUGGAAGGUUCGAUGAUACAGGUCCAAACGGACAGGGCAAGUGGGAUCAAGGUGCCACGACAUCUAUGAACAUUGAUAAGGCAGACGGCACCGCAACUGAGAGCCAAAAGCAUGCAGAGGUUGAUUCUGCUCAAGCGUCCCGAAAUGGAACAGCAUGCAGUUCUAUACCGCCACAUUCGGUUGGCUCGUCGAACACUGCCGAAAAAUCGAUGUUCGAAUCACCGAUGCCGGGUCCUUCAACUACUCCAGCCGAGCUUUCGAGACAGGUUUCAGCAGAUGCCAACAGACCUCGCGGUACCGGGGAUGAAGCGGCCAGCCCUCGUGCCUCUUCUUCCCAGCUGGUAUUGCAUGCCAACAAGGCACGCGAUAGGCGACGGAGAAGCACCCCAACAGUUAUCUUCGGCAAGCAACCCAAGAGGCCAAAACCUUCGGAGGAUGGAACAGUCAUAGUCAGUCAGAAACCCGGAUACAUACCGACCGACGAUUAUUUCACGCCCCUGUUUAUCGAGGGUUUCACGAGGCAAUCCACGUGGAUGAAGCCCAUUGAAAAGCUCAUCAACCAAGCUCACAAGACGCUCUCGACGUCGGACCAAUAUAUCUCGAUGUUGGAUCACCAGGCCUGCAAGAUCUUACGUAGAGUGUAUCAUCUCCAGCAGCAUGACAAGUGGUCCCUGAGGCAGCCAGUUCGAUGCCCAGAGCCAACACGACCAGCAUCUCACUGGGAUGUUCUCCUUCAGGAAAUGAAGUGGAUGCGGACCGAUUUCCGCGAGGAACGGAAAUGGAAGCGUGCGGUUGCACGAAACCUCGCCCGCGCUUGUGCCGAAUGGGUUCAUUCGGACCCAGCCACGCGGUCGCUUCUGCAGGUGAAUGCGGUCAUUCCACCUCGACCGGUAGACGCGGGGACGAACGGGAACAAGGUUGAACGCUCAGAGGCUGAAGAUGGUCUGCCCGACCUGAUUCACACCGACUCGCCAACAAAUGACGAAGAUGAACUCCCUGAACCCUUGGAUUGUGUGGCACCCUCUGCCAUCUUCGCGCUACCGGAUGACGAAGUAGUCUUUGGACUUCAGCCCUCGAAAACUGCUGAACUUCUCCUUCAAAACCUUCCGCUGCAUGGGUCGCCUCUUAUGGUUCCCAAGUUCGACGUCUCAAGCACAAACUACGAUCCAGACGCCAAGUGGAAGCGGCCAGCAGUACCUCUCAGCAAGUAUGUGGAGGGUGAAAUGGUAUUGGCGAACAGAGGGCCACCGCGCAAGCGCCGGCGAUAUGACUAUCUCGCGGAAGAAGAGGACGACGAUGAAGACGAAAUCAUUUUUGGGGACGAGACAGAUAACGGCGCUGAGCUUCAAGCCGAGAACACUUCGGUGGCAUUAUUCAGCCCAGAGAUGAAGCCAAUACGGGACCGCUUGCAUGCUGGCCACCAGUUCCGCCCGCCGACUGAGCAUCCCAUGCCCCCCCAGAGCUUCUUCGAGAGCCGGACAGCAUCUCAGUGGACUUUGGCCGAGGACGAGCAGCUCAAAACCCUUGUCCGUGAGUGCUCUUAUAAUUGGUCGCUGAUUUCGGCUAUGAUGUCCACUUCGUCUUUGUUCGCAUCCGGGGCCGAACGACGCACGCCAUGGGAAUGCUUUGAGCGCUGGGUGAGCCUUGGGAGUUUGGAAGGACUGCCGAACGACAUGGCUAGAACCCCGUAUUUCAAGGCAUACCAAGCCAGGAUUGACGCGGCUCAGCGGGCCAUUGCACAGCAAAACCAGAAUGCGCAGCAGCAAGUUGGACCCAACGGUGCGGUUGCGCCCAUUCCCAGACGUCGACCAACUACAAGCUUCCGCGUCGAGCGACGCCGCAAUCAGAAGCACCUCGCGCUGAUCGACGCUAUGCGGAAGCUAGCCAAAAAGCGGGAGGCGACGGCCCAGAAAGCUCAACAGGCAGCAAACCUGGCUGCCAUGCGCAAGGCCAACGAGGUCCCAAGACAGCAGAUUCAGAACAAGACGCCGCGGGACUACAGUAUCAUGCGAUGGGAACGCGAUCAAGCCCUAGCGGAGAGAAUGGCUGCGUAUGCUAUCCGGCAAGCAGACGCGAAUGCCCGGAGACUGCAAAAGCAGAACCUUCCCGGUCAAGUUCCCGGCACACCUGGUGUUGUCCCUGGUCCUCAGGCUGCCGCGCAAAUCGCUGCAGCCAAUUCGCUCAACAAUGCCGCUCGCCUUAAUGUUCCCGGACAGCUUGGAAUGCCUGGACAGAACCGCACUCCUGGACGCGUUUCGAUGCCGGCAACUGCAGGAGCGGUCCCCGCGGCCGUUCAAGCGCGUAUUGCCGCUGGUGGCCUUGUUCCGCCACUCCAGAUGGCAUCCAUGCAGCAGGCUCAACUUCAAGCGAUGCAGGCUGCACAAAGACUGCCGAUGGUGAAUCCACAGCCAGAUAUCAACCUUAUGCUCCAGGCCCGGUCAAUUCAGAACCAACAGCGGGCGGCCAUCCAGCAACUGCAGCAACAACAACAGCAAGCGCAACAGCAGGGCCACCCAGACCAGCAGCACCAGCAACAGCAACAGCACCAACACCAACACCAACACCAGCACCAGCACCAGCAUCAACACCAGCACCAGCAGCACCAGCAGCACCAACCGCAACAUCAACCGCAGCAGCAACAGCAGCAGCAGCAACAGCAGCAGCAGUCACAACAUUUCCAACCGCAACAGCAGCAAGCCACAACGCAACAACACCAAGUCCCUCCGCAGCAGGUCCCUCAGCAACAGCAGAUCAACCAGCAAGCGCAACAGUUGCCCCAGGCAAAUGGGACACAAGGGUCACCACCGCUGCGUAGUGUGGUCAACGGGCUGAACCAAGGAGCAUUCCUCACCAAUGCGCAGGCGAUGAUGGCGUCGUUUGGGGCGACGAAUGGCGCUGGUUUGGCUACCUCGCCGGGUGCUAACCUCAGUAUGCCUGCUGUACCGGGUCGUUCUCCGGGGGGGAUUCUUAGCCAGCAUAUCACACAGCGACUUGCUGAACUGGAAGCACACUACCGGGCCAAAAACCCGAAUCUACCGCCCGAGACGGUACGGCAACUCGCCACCGAGCAUUUGGGCCGGAUGAUUGUUCAGAGCCAGCAGCAGGCAGCCAUGAAUGCGGCGGCAGGAGCAGUCGCCCAACAGCCGAUGAAUAGCCCACAUCAAUAUGCCUCGCUCCUGCGAGCGCAGCAGCAAGCUCAGGCGCAGCAGGCUGCGCAGCAGGCCGCUCAGGUCAGUCAGCAGCAGGCAGGACAACACCAACGACAGACAAACGCGAGCGCCACACCGGCGCCGGGCAAGUAAUUGCUCUUACAUACUACGAGUUGUAGGGGGCGGGCAGUGCCGUGUAGUAUUGCAUUGUCGGUACGAAGUAGAUACCGACAGAUUCGAAUUGGCAACACGGAGGAUUGAGCAGACGGAAUGCUUAGAGCCGGAGCCCCCGUUUUCUCUUGGGUGGCGUUAUGAUGAUGUGUUCAUGUAUAUACAUUUCAUGGUUGGUCAAAUACACGAUCAAGGUAUAUACUUCGUAUUUGGGAUUUCGAUUUAUCUCUGCAGCCGGGAACAUUUGAUGUCGAUGCUUUAUUCUACCCGCUUGCUUGUGUUGUUUAGGUGAUUACGGAGUAUUAUGGGCAUGACAACCGGACCACGUUGAUAAGAUAACGUUAAGGCAUCUCCACUUUAUUUU